Molecule: messenger RNA, 1330 nt
Organism: Cucurbita moschata (crookneck pumpkin)
Lineage: Eukaryota; Viridiplantae; Streptophyta; Magnoliopsida; Cucurbitales; Cucurbitaceae
Product: probable phospholipid hydroperoxide glutathione peroxidase
Exons: 6
Coding region: 342-1067 (241 amino acids)
Biological process (GO): response to oxidative stress
Molecular function (GO): glutathione peroxidase activity
Source: RefSeq, a predicted model, not a curated record
CAGGGGAGGCGUGAACGAAAAACCUUCCCAUCUUAGCCUUCUAUUUCAAUCGUUAUUCUCGAGCCUCCGACCUCAUAACUAAUGGGAGGAAUUGCACCCCACUCCCUCUUUAUGCCUCAUUCGAGGAGAAUUUUCACGAGACUCUAUCUCCGCAUGUUAAAUGAACAUGUCUAUUAACAUCAAAUACAUAACAUUUAAGAGAAAAACGACAUUAGAUGUUAAGUUUAACACGUGUAAAAUCAUUUCCCACGUUUAAAAUCCUUCCCUAGGAAAAUGGCACUGUUAAACGCCCUGCAACUCGCACACCAAAAUUCCUAACCCACCACAUUCACAGAGCUUUCAUGUCUUUCUCCGCCACUUUCUCGUCUCCUUUCAAUGUCUGUUCACAAUCCAGAACAGGUUUCUGCUAUUUCCUUGCUUCGCGGCCUUCCAUGGCGGCUACUUCGAUUCCCUCCGUCAAAACCUCGCUCGGCGCUACAAAGUCAGCUUUUAUGCGCAAUGAUUUGACUCUCCAGUCGUCAUCUUCUCGCGGUGUUUUCUCGAAAGCUCAAAUUUGUGGUGUAACUGCGAGAGCGGCGUCGGAGAAAAGUAUUUAUGAUUUCACUGUUAAGGAUAUUGAUGGCAAAGAUGUUUCUCUGAACAAUUUCAAAGGGAAGGUUCUUCUGAUAGUAAACGUUGCAUCUAGAUGUGGUUUCGCGACUGGAAAUUACUCAGAACUGUCACACUUGUAUGAGAAGUACAAAGCUCAAGGAUUUGAGAUUUUGGCUUUUCCUUGCAACCAAUUUGGAGGCCAAGAACCUGGGUCCAACCCAGAGAUCAAGCAGUUCGCCUGCUCAAGAUUCAAAGCAGAGUUCCCAAUAUUUGACAAGGUUGAUGUCAAUGGUCCAAAUACUGCCCCACUCUAUCAGUUUCUCAAAUCAAGUGCUGGAGGAUUCUUAGGCGGUUUUAUCAAGUGGAACUUCGAGAAAUUUUUGUUGGACAAAAAUGGUAAUGUUAUUGAGAGAUACCCACCAACGACAUCCCCUCUUCAAAUUGAGAAAGAUAUUCAAAGGCUUGUGGCCGCCUAAAAUCUAGAGCUGAAGAAGAAGUUUAAAUUGCUUUUACGGUCAUAGAGGCUCAUCCAAUGCGAGUUAACCUUUGAGUAUGUACAUUUCUGUUCCUAUAGUGAGGAACCCUAUUUAUUCUUAUAGUGAGGUAUUUUGAGAAUUAAAAAUAUUAGUGUGGGAAGUAUGCAUGAGAGCACAACUCAAGUAAAAUAAAUGUCUUGGGAGAAUAUUUUAGGCUUUUUUUUACGGCCUAAUCUCCCUGGCAUGUUUUCUUCUAACCCUUG